Salvelinus namaycush (lake trout) is the source of this 1875-nucleotide messenger RNA. Its product is annotated as plastin-3-like. NCBI's taxonomy places the organism in Eukaryota, Metazoa, Chordata, Actinopteri, Salmoniformes, Salmonidae. Gene Ontology annotation, molecular function: calcium ion binding; actin filament binding. The transcript has 15 exons. Gene Ontology annotation, biological process: actin filament network formation; actin filament bundle assembly. Gene Ontology annotation, cellular component: actin filament; actin filament bundle; cytoplasm. The record is from RefSeq and is a predicted model, not a curated record. Bases 1 to 1875 code for a protein of 624 amino acids.
AUGGCAGGAAAGAUUAGCUCCAAAGAUGAGCUGGAGGAACUGAGAGAGGCGUUUGGCAAAGUUGACCUCGAUGGCAAUGGCUCCAUCUGUGACUAUGAGCUCCAUGAGUUGUUCAAGGAGGCAAACCUUCCCCUGCCUGGCUACAAAGUCAGGGAGAUCAUCCAGAAGCUGGAUCGCAACAAGGACAACGAGAUCAGCUUUGACGAGUUUGUAUCAAUAUUCCAGGAGUUGAAGAGCAGUGACAUUGCCAAAAGCUUUCGGAAGGUCAUUAACAGGAAGGAGGGGAUCCUGGCCAUAGGGGGGACAUCUACGCAGUCCAGCGAGGGAACGCAACACUCCUUCUCUGAGGAGGAACGGUACGCGUUUGUCAACUGGAUCAACACAGCGCUGGAGAAUGACCCUGACUGCAAGCACGCCCUGCCCAUGGACCCCAACUCAGACUCCCUCUUCAAGGCCCUGGGCGACGGCAUCGUUCUCUGUAAAAUGAUCAACUUGUCGGUGCCAGACACGAUUGACGAGAGGACCAUAAACAAGACAAAACUGACACCGUUCACGAUACAGGAGAAUCUGAACCUUGCUCUGAACUCUGCCUCUGCCAUUGGCUGCCAUGUGGUGAACAUCGGGGCUCUGGACCUUAGGGAGGGGAAGCCCCACCUGGUGCUGGGCCUGCUGUGGCAAAUCAUCAAGAUCGGCCUGUUCGCUGACAUCGAGCUCAGCAGGAAUGAAGCCCUGGCUGCUCUGCUGAAGAAUGGAGAGACCUUGGAGGACUUGAUGAAGCUGUCUCCAGAGGAGCUGCUGCUGCGCUGGGCUAACUUCCACCUGGAGAACGCUGGCUGGGAGAAAAUCAGUAACUUCAGCUUGGACAUCAAGGACUCCAGAGCCUAUUUCCACCUCCUCAUCCAAAUCUCCCCCAAAUGCACAGAGGAAGACCAGCCACACACAGACAUCAGCAUGGCAGGCUUCAGUGAGAAGGAUGACCUGAAGAGGGCAGAGAACAUGCUUCAGCAGGCUGACAGGCUGGACUGUCGCCAGUUUGUCACACCAGCCGACGUAGUCUCUGGCAACCCCAAACUCAACUUGGCCUUUGUGGCCAAUCUCUUCAACAAGUACCCGUCUCUCACCAAGCCUGAGGGAGAGGGCAUUGACUGGGGCCUGCUGGAAGGUGAGACACGAGAAGAGGGAACAUUCCGGAACUGGAUGAAUUCCCUGGGCGUGAACCCACAUGUCAAUCAUCUGUAUGGAGACCUAACAGACGCCUUGGUCAUCCUUCAGCUUUAUGAAAAGAUAAAAGUACCUGUCGACUGGACCAACAAAGUCAACAAGCCACCAUAUCCCAAGAUUGGAACAAACAUGAAAAAGUUGGAGAACUGCAACUAUGCAGUGGAUCUGGGGAAGAUGACGGCCAAGUUUUCUCUGGUUGGCAUUGGUGGGCAGGACCUGAACGAUGGCAACACCACCCUGACGCUGGCUCUGCUGUGGCAGCUCAUGAGGAGAUAUACUCUGAAUGUACUAGAGGACUUGGGAGAUGGCCAGAUGGCUAAUGAUGACAUCAUUGUCAAAUGGGUCAAUACAACCUUGUCAGAGGCGGGGAAAACAACCAAGAUCUCAAGCUUCAAGGACAAGGAGAUCAGCACCAGUUUACCAGUGGUGGACCUGAUUGAUGCCAUCCAACCUGGCAGCAUCAGCUAUGACCUGGUCAAGACUGGCAGCCUAGCAGCUGAGGACAAGCUGGAGAAUGCCAAAUAUGCCAUUUCCAUGGCGAGGAAGAUCGGGGUGUGUGUCUACGCUCUCCCAGACGACCUGGUGGAGGUCAAGCCCAAAAUGGUUAUGACGGUGUUCGCAUGCUUGAUGGGCCGGGGGAUGAAGUGGCCUUAA